Molecule: messenger RNA, 1504 nt
Organism: Vombatus ursinus (common wombat)
Lineage: Eukaryota; Metazoa; Chordata; Mammalia; Diprotodontia; Vombatidae
Product: cytochrome b5 domain-containing protein 1
Exons: 4
Coding region: 151-870 (239 amino acids)
Source: RefSeq, a predicted model, not a curated record
CCUCCCCCAUGGGAGGAGCGGAGAAAAGGGAGCAUUGGGGUGGGGUGAGGUGGAUAGUGGAAGCACCAAGGGUGCACCUAAGAGGGUGCUAGAGGUAGAGAAUAGAGUUUUCCGACUCCAAGAAGGGGGUGGUCACAGGAGUAGGGAGCUAUGCUGGAUACAGAAAAUGAUGAAAUCUUUGAAAAGCCGACCCGGGGGCUCGUGGCCGGCCCGAACAUGCGAUAUUUUCAGCGACGCUAUUUCAAUAUGGCCGAAGUGGCCAUGCACAACACGGCAGACGACCUGUGGGUAACCUACCUGGGCAAUGUGUACAACCUCACCUCGCUGGCCAAGGAGUACAAAGGUAGCGUGCUGAUGAAGCCCAUUCUGGAGGCAGCAGGACAGGACAUUAGCCACUGGUUUGACCGCAGUACCGGAGAUAUCCGAACGCACAUAGACCCACUGACUGGCUGCCUGAAGUACUACACCCCCAGGGGCCGCUUCGUGCACAUCCCUCCGCAGCUGCCCCGCUCCGACUGGGCCAAUGACUUUGGGCAGCCGUGGUGGAGGAGGAGCGAGUAUGAGGUGGGGCUGCUCUCCUACAAGACCCGGCUCAUUCGCAUCAUCAACACGCUUACUUCUCAGGAGCAGACGUUGGAGGUGGGGGCACUGGAGACCAUGUGGGAAAUCCUACACCGAUAUCUCCCCUACAAUGCUCAUGCUGCCAGCUACACUUGGAAAUUUAAUGGUGUCAACCUCGAUAUGGACAAGACCCUGGAGCAAAAUGGGAUUGCAGAUGAGGAUCAAGAAUUUGACCAACUUAACAUGGACCCAGAGCUGUACACACCUGCCUUGUUACUAUACUUCAAUGAUGACCUCACUGAACUAUAAGGAGAUAUAAUAUGUAGACUAGAGAGAGAACAGGGUGUAUGGCUCAGUCUCUCUGAACUGGGGAAAAGGGGGAAGCCUAAAUCGAGUUCUUCAUCCUACUCUUGAACUCUUAACUCUUAGCCUCUGCUUUCCACCAAGGCCCCAUAUCCCGUGGGAACUCAGGAAUACUUAGCUUCCAUUUUAUAUAAAACACUGAAGAUAUUGGGAUUUUUUUUUUAGUCAGGACCAAAGUAAGAUUAAGUUCACCCAAGCAGCUUCUUUAAUAAGGUGAGAGUACAGGAAGAUUUGGGGUUUUCUUUUUUCUCUCCUGUGAAGAGGUACUGAAGCAAGCAUUUGGGAAAUAGUGAAAGAAUCUUGCCUCAAAGUGAAGCAUAGAGGCAGAGCAAGGACUUUAGGAGGACUAGGAUACAAUAAGAAUUUCAUAAUCUGUGCCCAUAACUGGGCCAUCUGUUCCCUAGGAUAAUCAGGAAUAACCAUGGGUUUGGGGAAAGUUCUUGAAGCACAUUGAAACUGGGAAAUGAACAAACAUUUCUUGAGCACCUACUUUUUGAAAGUUCCUAUGCUUGACAUGGAUCACAGAGAAAAAGGAAACAUCUUGUUCUUUUUUUUUUUUAACUUUUUCUUUUUUUUUUUU